Messenger RNA from Triticum dicoccoides, 3334 nucleotides. Its product is annotated as synaptonemal complex protein ZEP1-like. Gene Ontology annotation, biological process: reciprocal meiotic recombination. The transcript is spliced from 20 exons. Bases 258 to 2849 code for a protein of 863 amino acids. Lineage: Eukaryota; Viridiplantae; Streptophyta; Magnoliopsida; Poales; Poaceae. The record is from RefSeq and is a predicted model, not a curated record.
UCCUCCCCCCCUCUCACUCCUCCGCGGCCCGUGCGCCCCAGUGCUGCGGCCGUCGCCGUGACGUAGCAUAGCGUCGCCGCCGCCGCCGCCGCCGCCGCCUCACCCCAACCCAUCCGCCUCUCACGCGCGUCGCCUCCGCCGUCGCCGUUCCCGUCCUACACCUCACCGCGCCCCCGCUAUCUCAACCCCGCCCGCGGUUUUAUCCGUUGGUUCCCGAGUUCUCCCGCCCCCGGCGAAACCUAGGGUUCGGCGACAGGAUGCAGAAGCUAGGGCUCUCGGGGCUUAGGGGCCUCGAUGGGUUCCGAUCUCUCGCUGGUGCCACCUCUACGGCUGGGAAGGCCACGAACCCCAAGCCCUCGUCGGAUGCUGGAGGUAGCACAUACGGGAGCUUCGCCAACCUUAAGAUCACAGCAGAGAAAUUAGUCAAGGAGCAGGCUUCAGUGAAGUCUGAUCUAGAAAUGGCGCAUACCAAGCUGAGAAGAGCAACAGAACAGAUAAAUAUGUUAGAAGCAAAGCUUCAACAAGCUGUCAACGAAAACAUGAAGCUUAAGGUAAAGCAGACUGAGGAUUCGAAGCUCUGGCAGGGGCUAGAUUCAAAAGUUUCCUCAACAAAGAUGCUGUGCGAUCAGUUAACUGAAACUCUGCAGCAGUUAGCAAGUCAGGCAGAAAGAGCUGAGGAAGAUAAGAAGUUUUUCGAGGGGAUGCUUGGGAAGAACUCUAAAGCUUUAGAUGAAUUGAACUGCUUGCUGCAUGAUUCCUCGGCAAAGCUGGAAUGUGCAGAACAAAGCAUCAUGUCAGGUAAACAGGAGAUUUUGCGGAUCAAACAAGAGAAAGAAGAAAUGGAUCAGAGUUACAAGGAACAGCUUUACGCAAAUGAUACUACCAUAAAGGAAAAAGAUUCUCUCAUCAAACAGUUGGAGGGUUCAGUUGAAGAAAAUAAAUCCCGCUUAUUGUGUGCUGACUCCCGCUUGCAGUGCAUGGAGCAAGAGUUAAAGCUAAAGCAAGAUGUUUGCAUUUGCCUGAAAGAAAACCUUGCAUCUGCUGAAAAAGAAAAGAAUGACUUGGAGCUUAGGAACCAGAGAUACAGUCUGGAAGUCGAAAGACUGUACAAGGACAAUAAGGAUGCUAAUGAAUUGCUUAGCAGUUUUGUGGCUAAGGUAGCUGAGCUAGAUAAAGAGCAUGCAUCAAUGUCAAGGCAUGUCGCUAGAUUGCUUUCUUCAUUUGAUAAGUACUAUGGAAUGGUCCAAGAGGAGAAACUGCUGAUAACAAGAUCUGCUAAGGACAAACUGGAACAUCUUCAAAACCAGUUUGUAGAUUUGACAUCAGAAAAUAGUGGUCUCAACAGUGAAAUUGGAGAACUGAAGUCCAGAAUCACAGAGUUACAAAAAACUCAAGAAGCUGUUAUGGUUCAGCAUGUAGAAGAAUGCCAAGUGGCUGAAGAUAAAAUCAGAAGACUGGAGUCUGAAGCAGAAGUAUCUGCCUCCAUUGUGAAUUCCUUAGAAAGGUUAUCUUCGGAACUACAAGGGAGAGUUCAAAAGUUACUGGAGGAUUCUAGCCUUGCUGAAAAUCAGAAGGAAGAGCUGUUACAGAAGACUUUGAAGCUAGAAUCAGAUAAUCAGGAGCUUCUAGGCAGAGUGCAGUCAGUUUUGGAUGAGAAAUCUAACGAUACAGAAUCACUGCACAGCGAGAUUGCUAAGCGUGACCAGCAGGUUGACACACAAGAAAAACAGAUCAGUGAGCUCCGCAGUGUUCUUGAUGAGAAGGAACAGUUGUAUAUUUCUUCUGUAGAAAGAGAGAAGAGUUUGGAGGAACAAAAGUUACAGAUCCAAGCAUCACUUGCUGCCACAGAAUGUCAACUUACCGAGGCCAAAAAACAGUACGAUCUCAUGCUUCAGGGUAAACAGAUAGAGCUAUCAAAACAUUUGAAAGAGUUGUCACUCAGAAAUGAUCAGGCAAUCAAUGUCAUCCGUAAGAAAUAUGAAUUAGAAAAGGUAGAAAUCAUUAGUGCUGAAAAAGAGAAGGCAGAAAAACUCAUAAGGGAAAUGGAGCACAAAUGCAACGAAAAGAUAUUAGAGAACAAGCGAGAAUCUGAGAGGUGCUUGAUGCGUCUUAAGGAGGAACAUGCCGCAGUGGUGGCAAGAAUUCAACAGGAUAAUGAGCUUAAGGAAUCAACUCUUCGGGCUUAUCACAAAGAAGAAUUGCAGCGCAUUCGUUCUCAGGGUGAGAAUGAAUUGAGGGAGAGGCUGUCGUCGCUCAGACAAGAGCAUGAAGCUCAAAUAAAAACAGUGAACAUUCGACAUGAAGAAGAUUGUCAGAAACUACAGGAUGAACUGGAGCUUCAGAAGUCAAAGGAGGAGAAGCAAAGAGCAUUAUUACAGUUACAGUGGAAAGUGAUGGGCGAAAGUCAACAAGUUGAUCAGGAAGUUAAUUCUAAAAAGAGGAGAGAUCCAUAUGUCAGAAAAGAAAGUCAGCUUCAGUUGCCAGGUCCAGGUCCUGAGACCAAACGGAAGGAUGUAAACAUAUCUGGAGUUAUACACUCGCCAAUUUCUAACGUACUGAGGAAGGUAGAGAAAGCAAGUCAGGAUGUUACUAAUCACAGAAAGGUAACACACCAUGAAUAUGAAGUGGAGACAGCAAAUGGAAAAAUCACAAAGCGCAGGAAAACUAAGAGCACUGUCAUGUUUGGGGAACCGAAUACUCAGAAGUCAUUGCAAAAUACUCUUGACAAGGAUGUUACAAAAACAAGAAAGGUUGUUGCAGGAUCCCGUCCCCAUCCUGCCAAUAUUGGUGAAUUAUUUUCUGAGGGCUCCUUGAAUCCAUAUGCUGAUGACCCUUAUGCAUUUGGCUAGAAGCUCACGUCUAUUGGUGCUGAUCUUAAGAAGCAUGGAAACGUAAUCUGGAUUGCAUAAUUCCCUGCUGCCGCCAGGUCUAAUCGAUGAUUUUGCUGCCUGCCCUGGUCAUGAUAUCCGAUCAUCCCAGUGUUCAUAUGACUGUUAACAACGUGCGUUGGUGUGUCUGGAACAUUUCUAUGAUGAGCACUGUGAGUGGUUAUCUUGUACGCUGGUGCGCUUGUGUAAAUAAACCGACCUCGUCAUCUAUGGAAUAGAGAAUUUCAACAGGAAAUUACUGCCCAACGUCCUGAUACCUUUUUGGACUGCUCUUUGUAGAAGGCUGAAAGAUACUGUGCUGCUGCUGCCAUAUUAGGCUUAGUCGCUUUGGAGUUGCGCUGAUCGUUAUACCCACGAACCCUGUUUGUGUAUAAAUGCAGUAGAUGCCUCGAUGGGGAAGUAUGUUAAAUUCAGUGUGUUUCCAUUUGGUCAUGAGAUGCAUGAAA